Molecule: messenger RNA, 2784 nt
Organism: Moneuplotes crassus
Lineage: Eukaryota; Ciliophora; Spirotrichea; Euplotida; Euplotidae
Source: the annotation of a GenBank genome assembly
AUGGACGAGAUUGUAGAGACCUACAAAGGACAAGAUCUCCGCGUACAGGAAGAGAUAGAGGAAGAAAAGAAACGGCUUGAAGAUGAGGAUGAGGAUGACAUCCUUUCGCAUCUCGACUAUAAAAAGCUUGAGAAAAUCAGUGAAGAUUUUAAGAAAAAUCCUAAAAAGGGCCUUACAUUGCUCGAAUACAUUAAAGUCAUGCUCAAGCAUCUCGAGGAUAUUAAGGACAAAGUAGGAUUGGUUAAGAACUUAAUUGAGCUAUUUAAACAAAUUGAUGUCAAUGGUGAUGAAGAAUUAGAAUGGGAUGAGUUCUCAAACCACAUUAUUGAACUCGGUAUGGUGAGAAAGGAUAAGACAUUCAUUGACGCAAUCAAAUAAUUACUAUGCAAGCGAUAUUACAGAUGAUGAGAAACAUGAUACAAAGAUCGAACAUUUAUAUUUCAUUGAGAAGUUAAAACAUUUGCUUGUCAUGGAAAGAGAUAGCAAAAGGUUCAAAGUUUAUGACACCAAGACUGGCAAAUUCAAACAAAAUGUUCCAGAUAAAAGCGGACACGGUGGAGGUGCUGUCAUUGGUGCUGACUACAUUGAGUCAGAGAACCUUGUGGCCACUACUUCGAACAACAACUCGAUCAAUCUCUGGGACUCCAACAACUAUAUGCACAGAGAAAGAAUUCCGACUUCUGAGAUUCAGCUUACAGUCAAGUGGUGAGAGCCAAGCAAAAGACUGUUCACAGGGGGCUGUGAUUCAGUUAUUCAUGCAUACGAUGUGUCUGAGCUGAAGGAAAUUGGAGUGCGUGAAGGAUGGAACCCUAUGAAGAAAGACAAAGUGCAGCACGAAGGACCCAUUCUGGACUUGCUUCCAAUUCAUGACCAAGGUGUUUUGGUAUCAUGAGGAAUAGACGCACAAAUAUGACUGUGGAACUUGAAGAAUUUGGAAGGGAAACACACAUUAGUGGGCCAUCAGCUGGGUGUUUACUCUCUUGAAUGGUACUCAGAUACAAAUAUUUUACUUAGUGCAGGGCUUGACCAUGACAUUUAUAUUUGGAAUCCUUAUGUAGAGCAUAAAAUUUUCUUACUCAAAGGGCAUAAUCAUUCUCUUGUUGGAGUAAAGCAUCUGAAAGGAACCCACCAAAUCAUAUCAGCUGAUAUCAGUGGUAUGUUUAGAGUGUGGGAUGUUAGGACGUUCACGACAAUACAAGUAUUCAAUAGUCCUUUAAGCGAGAUUAAUUGUUUUGCUUUGACAUAUCCUCCAAAAAGGAUUGUUGCCGGAGGAAGGAGGCUUGCAUUUUAUGAUUAUGAUGAACCUACAGAUCAUCACCUUGCUGAUGAUAAUCAUUGAUUGUGAGUACUCUAUAACCCAGUAUUUUACACAUUCAUUACUGCUCAUCCUAAAUGCAUCAAGGUUUGGGAUGCUUGAACUGGUAAACUCCUCAGUGUAUUCAGAGAGCUUUGAAAACAUGAUAUCACAUGUAUGUGACUGGAUGAGAGAAACAGAAAACUUUUCGUAGGUAAUUCCAAGGGAAAUGUGUUUUCAAUCAAUAUUAAAAACGGUGCUCAUAUGAAGAAAUUCGAAGAUCAUAAAGGAGAUGUCAGCUCACUUUUUUACUGGGGACAUAAAACUACCUUGUUAUCUGCUUCAUGGGACAAAACUGUCAAAUCUUCAGAUGAUUCUACAUCUAAACCUGAAGGAGAUCCUAGAUAUUGCAUGGAUAAGCAUAGACAGGCUGUAAACUUUAUCGACUUCAAGGCUGACCAAGCCAUAUGUGCAAGUGCUUCAGAUGACGGAACAGUGAUCAUCUACAACUAUGGGUCAUACAGACAAGAGGGUAUCUUGCAGCCUCAUCAAUUACAAGUGAAGAUUUGUAAAUUCUUGGAGCCAUACAACAUUCUUGCAUCUGCAGAUCUUUAUGGGUACAUUUACUUCUGGGGAAUCAUGCCUUCUGCUGCCAAGAACGAGCUCCUGUGAUGCGUCAAAGAUGACAUUGAGUCUGAAGUAGGAACUAUUGAAAACUUCCCAAUCAGAGCUAUGGACUUUGACAGUGAGAGCAAGAUUCUUUACACAGGUGAUGAAAUGGGAAAUAUGUAUCAAUGGGAUGUAUCAAACUUAAUUGAAAAAUUGAGCAAAUUUGAUCAAGAAAUUAUUGACAAAAAGAAGACUGGACUUGAUGUGGCAGAAUUCAAAAAGACCUUGAAUCAAUUUGAGAAAAUGGAUAAUCUAGAUCUUCCCUAUGACUCUCAUGAGGAAAGAAAAGCAGAAGUUUAUGAGGAAGAAAAAUCAGAGACUUUCCUUACGACUCCAAAAGUAGGACCAGAUGGAGAAAAUUCAACUCCAAAAAUUGCAAGCGAGAGUAACCUCUCUUCUCACAAGGACGUAUUCCUGAAGGAAAGAUGGAAGGCUCAUCAAGAAGGAAUCACUUGGAUAACCUUCAAUCAGGAUCCUAAGUUUGUCGCUACUUCAAGUUUCGAUAAAAAUGUGUACAUUUGGAACGACCAAUGUGAAAAGAUAGGCUCUUUAGUCUUGGGCCAUGAUAAAAAGUGGAACAUAGUAAUUGAUAAAACAGAAGCAGAACAGAAGAAAAUAGAGGAAGCUAAAGACAUGUUCGAGGAAGCACAGAAGGAAAACAGCAGCAGUGCUGAAGGAGACAGUAAAGAGAAAGAUCUCAGAGCAAUGGAAGUGCUCAGGAAGUACCAUAGGGAUAAGAAUAUCAGGAAGAAGUAUGAGAUGGAAUUUUAAGCAUGUUUGAACCUCCCUUUCAACCUAGGAUUAUUGGAAAGUACAGUAUA